Funneliformis geosporum is the source of this 705-nucleotide messenger RNA. The record is from the annotation of a GenBank genome assembly. NCBI's taxonomy places the organism in Eukaryota, Fungi, Glomeromycota, Glomeromycetes, Glomerales, Glomeraceae.
AUGGUGUCUUUCGACUAUAAAACGGCAGUUACGACACUUCAUGAGUUACGCAAGAGUGGUGAAAGAAAGUCUGAUCUAGUUGUUUUUUUAGGUGAAAAGCUGAUUAACCGAGGUUAUACGGGCAAACUUGGCGAUGAAGAAAACUUAAAUAAAAGAUUCCCGGGAUCGCCUCGCGUAAAGAUAUUGGAAGGAAUGAAAUUAGAAGCUGAUGAUAAAUUGGAUGCCGCUUUAGCUUUAUAUGAAGAAAUUCUACAAGAAGAUGAAGCAAAUAUAGCAGCAUCAAAACGCAGAAUUGCGGUAUAUAAAGCCAAGGGACAGGAUGGUCAAGCAAUUGAUGCAUUAACGCGACACCUUGAUACGGUUUAUAAUGACGCGGAGGCAUGGCUUGAAUUAUCAGCCUUGUAUUUGAAUUAUCAUUUUGAAAAUAUCCCUGUUGCCUUAAAACAAUUUUGUCGUGUUUUGGAAUUAUGCGAAGAUAAUAUCAGGGCAUUAUGUGGAAUUAAAUUGUGCACGUCUCGUCUACUAAAUUUGUCAAACAUUUCGUCUGCGUCAACUUCGAAUUCCCUUCAUGAUAUGAAGACGAUUUCUGAUUUGAAUGCUUUAGCGGUGGAACGUCUAUCUGCUAUGUAUUCAAAGAAUCAACAUGGUAGAAAAACUGCGAUUGAAAUAAAAAAUGUCGUGAUCGAUUGGUUGAGCCAAUCUUAA